Cherax quadricarinatus is the source of this 5140-nucleotide messenger RNA. NCBI's taxonomy places the organism in Eukaryota, Metazoa, Arthropoda, Malacostraca, Decapoda, Parastacidae. The record is from RefSeq and is a predicted model, not a curated record.
GGUCCACUGAACUUAGGGGUGUGGGGGGUCCCUCUUGCUGGGACUUGGCAAGGGGGUCCACUUGGCCUAAUUGAGAACUUCUAGUUCCUGUUUCUGUUUAUAAAGGAAUUUUUGCCCCUUUUUCUUUCAUUGCCCAGCACUGGGCAACAAAUCUUCCCCAUUGGAAACAAAGGACCACAAUGGAAAUAAGUCACUCUGACUUUUCUGGGUUAUCACAGGUUCUCUACACAUAUGCUGCUAUGUUGAUAAUGUAACUGUAUUUGUGUAUACCUGAAUAAACUUUACAUGGCGAUGUCGGGCUCGAUACAGCGUAGACUAUCAGUGUCCCUGAUAGACCAACAAAGAAAUUUAUAGGUUCAGUUCUACAACAUUUACUUGAUGAGACCAUUGUAAAAGUUUAAAAAUGUAUACAAAGUUUGAUUAAUAGCUUGUUCUGCUUGCUGUGGAACUGAUGAUCAUUCCCCGGCACAGGUGAAACAGUUGGGGAACUGUCUGCCAUAUUUCCAUUGCGGUCCUUUUAAUUUUGCCCCUCAGGGUCGACUUAGCCGACAUCAUUGACAUACUGUAUGGCAAAACCCUGGUUAUGCAGAGCAUUUUGGGAAUAUUUGUGUAUUUGUGUGCCUGUACCUAAAUAAACUUACUUGGGUUAAUCAUGUUUCCCGGGAUGCGACCCACACCAGUUGACUAGCAACCAGUACCUACUUACUGUUAGGUGAACAGGGACAGCAUGUGUCAGGAAACAUGCCCAACAUUUCACCCAUGGUGGGGAUUGAUCCCGGAUCCUCAGUGUGUGAGCUGAGGAUGCUUCCAGUCAAGCCACUUUGGGCAUUAUUAUUAUUGUUAUUAUUCCUUUAACUUAACAGCCAUCUCCUGCCAAGGUAGGGUGACCCCCAGAGAAGAAAACACAUUUGCCAACAUUCACUCAAUUGCUGUCUUUCCAGAAGUGUGCUGACAUCACAGUCAGAUUAUACCUCUAAUUGCAUAAUCCUCACCCCUCCUUCAGGGUGCAAGCUCUGCCCUUCCCACCUCCAGGGCUUGAGUCUGGCUAACAGUUUUUCCUGAAUGCCCUCGUAAAACUUACCCUGCUCACACUCCAACACCACAUAAUCCAUUAAAACUUCCUUAUCUCUAUGCACUCCUAUCUAACACACACAAGCCUGAUGGGUGCUCAAGCCCCUAAAACUCAAAGCCUCCUGUACCCUUUCCCUCCAACCAUUCCUGGGAAGGACCCUUUCUUUCCCUUCUUCCUUUCAUUCCAGAUUUAUAUACUCUUUUCAUCAAACUAUCAAUGUCCAUCCUCUCUACAUGCCCAUACUACCUCAAGAACCUCUUAACUAUCUGAAUUAUACCCUUGGUCACCCCACAUCACCUUUUAAUUUCUAUACUGAAUUCUCUGCUUGAUGUUCACUCCCCACAUUGCUCUCAAACAUGACAUCUCUGCUGCCUCUAGCCUCUUUUUUUCUCUGCAGCAUUCAAAAAUUCAAAGCCCAUGCCCCAGCUAUAUGUAUAGAAGCUUUUCCAGAGGGUUGUUAACCCAGAAUAUUAGUUACUGUACUGCAUAAUCCAUUUUCUUUACAGUCUGUAUUUACUCUUUUUACCUGAUUUCAGAAUGUGAGAAUAAAGUUAUUCAAACUAUGAUAUAGUUUACAGCUGGUCCUUAGGACAAACCACCUGCCAUCAUGAGUGAUUUUGAUGUGAGCAGCUCAGAUUCAGAACCUGUCUCUGAUGUCAACCCAGAGGAGAUGGCCAGAUUGAUGGCUGAUCUGGAUGACAUUGACAGUGAUCUUUUUAAAGGUAAUCUAAAGUCUUCUGCAAAGGUAACUGGUGGAAGAACGGAUCCUAAAAUACAAGAUGGUAAACAGUCUUCAAGGCAAGAAAAUUUGGAUAAGAAACCAGUGACUCCGGCUAAACCAUCAGGAAAGGCUUCAGAUGAUGACAGUGAUGAUUGGGAUGCUGAUGACCUCUUGCAUUCUGAUGAAAUAAGACCUCGAGGACAGUUGGCUAAAAAUCCAGACUUGUCAGAUAAAUUGAAGUCUUCAUCUGGAAAAGCUUCUGAUUCUAGAAAAAAGGAUGAGAACGACAUUGAUGAGUCCACUAAGAAGGCUGCCUCUAAAAGUAAAUUGAUGGCUGAUUUAUUUAAUGAUAAUUCUGAAGAUGUAACUAAAGAAUCUAAAAUGACUAAGUCUCCUAAGAAAGAUAAAAGCAAACUGAUGAAUGAUUUAUUUGGAGGGGCUGAUGACUCUAGUCCUGAUAAAUUUGAAAUCUCUGCAGCAAAAACUACUGCAAGGAGAGGAACAGCAAAAAAAGUACAAGAUGAUGAUUUAUUUGAUGAUGGUGAUGAUUUACUGGGUGGCUUGGAGUCAAAACAGAAACCUGGAUCAGGUAAAGAUCCUGUUAAGGGUGGAAGCUUUUUAGAUAGCUUGUUAAAGAAGAGCAGUGCUGAAACUCCCAAGAAAAUGAAAGAAAAAUCUCUAGACUUUGUUUUAGAUGAUAAGUACAAAAAAACAGGUAAAGAUACUAAGGAAGAGAAUGUCAAUUUUGGGGAUUAUAAACCAUCAGCAGCCAAACUAGACAGUCCAAAGAGAAGAACUCCUAAGAAAUCAGUUGCUAAUGAUAACUUUGAUCUCUUCAGUGAUAAUGAGGCAAGAAGACGGAAUCCACGGUCGGCACCGCAGAGGAAAACAUUUGAAGUAGAUGAUGAUGAUAUUUUGAAAAAUGUUAGAUCUCGUAAAGAUGGAAGCAAGGAAAGUAGCAAAGAUGCUAUUCCAAGUGCACCUAGUUCAAAUAAGAAGAUUAAAGAGACUGCAAAAUCUCCUACAAAAAAUCAAAAUAAAAAUGACUGGCUUUUUGGUGAUUCUGGGUCUGUGGCAGAGUUUGCAAACAAAAAUAUGGAUGACACUCCAAUUACAGCAUCCAUUGACCAAGAUGAUAGUGUUACAAAACCUUCUCCCAGCAAAAAUCAGGAUUGGUUGGGAAGUCUCUUGUCGAGCAACAAGAAAUCACCUAGCGUUUCUAAAAAGGUCACAUCCCAAGAUAACUCUGCAAGUGCAGCACCUUCAGUUGCAUUGUCAAACAGUGUGGCAGUAACUGCCUCACCCAGUGUGCAUAUAGCAGACACUGGUCAAGGCAGUGUUGCUCCUACCACUCACAGUGUUCAAGUGUCGUCAGCUCCUAGCACCUUCUCUGUCCCAGCUCCAGUUCCCACAAUGCUUUCCUUAACACCUACAGUUGAAGUAGGACAUUUAUCCAGUGAAUUAGAGCAUCAGUUUAUGAAACAACAGCAGGAGGCCCAUGCUCAGGCAGCUGCUAUUGCAGCUCAGUUACAGCAAAAUCAAAAUCAGCUUCAGAUGCAUGUGGCCCAACAGCUACAGCAGCAGCAACAGCAGCAUAUGGUUGAUCUAAUGAAAAAGCAGCAGCAGGAAGCUGCUCUGAUGAGAUGUAAGGAUGCAGUCUCAACAGUGCCUUUAAACACUUCCAUCCAAUUAAAUAAUUCAGAGAAUCACCAGAAAGUUGAGAUUGACUUAAGAGCAGCAGAAGUAGAAGUUGAAAAAUUGAAGACUGAACUGAAUCUUCUUCGUAAACAACAUGCAGAAGAAGUGGCAUUACUGGAGGAAGGUCAUAGGAGAACAAUGGAGGUGGAGAAGGAGGUGUGGGAUCGGGUGGAGAAGAGGUUGAGAGAAGAACGUGAUAGUUUGUUGUCUGACUUCCAGAUGAAAAUGUCAUUAGUUCAGGAAGAGAAGGAGAAUUUGGCAUCUUCAUAUGAGUCACAGCUGGCAAGCAUCAAGUCUGAGUGGUCUCAGGCAGUGGAACGUACAAAAGAGUUAUACUCAGGAAUGAUAGAAAGAAUGAAGGAAGAACACCAUGCAGCUCUGGAGAGAAUAUCUCAGCUUAAAGAACUAGAAUUGAAAGCUGUAAUAUCUGCCUCAGGACAAGUCAGAGAGGUUGAGACUGUGAUGACACAGUUGGAGAAUAAUACUUCUAACCUCUCUGAGUUAACAGCUUCCAUUAACAUCCGCCAUGACUCUGCCUUGGAACUGACACAAAGGGCACUUAAGAUGAAGGAGAAACAGCUGCAAGAAUUUGAGGCACAGUUAGCAGCAUCACGCGCUGAAUCAGAGAAUGAGAGAAGCCGACUUAAUACUCUUAUACAAAGACUCGAGAGCACCCUCAUGCUGCAAGGUUCAGAGGUUGAAAAGGAACGGUGGCGGCUAGCUCAAGAGCGAAUGAAAAUUGAAAUGGAGCGCCAAGCAAUGGUAGAAGAACGAAGACACCUACAGACCAGUACAGAAACGGAACGACAAAAUUUAGCCACUGCUCGGGAGAGUUUGAUGGCAGAACAUCGGUCUUUAUUACAGUCAGUGAAUCAGCAGAAGCAGGAAUUGGCCAGUCAACAAGCAUACAUAAAUAUCCAGCAGAAAUUGGCUCAUGUUUCUACUCUGCAGACCAAUAUCAAUGGAGGUACUAUGACUCAAAUGGAUGUAGCUGCUGAGAUGAAUGCAUUAAAAGAAGAGCACCGUUGCUUGCGAGAGAAGAUAACAGCUGUAAAUUGCCAUGAACAACAGUUAAAUGAAGAGGAAGCAAGAGUAGAACAGCUAAAACUACAACUAGAACAAGAGAAGGCAAAGCUAAAACUGAACCAAGAUAUUCUUGUUCAAGAAAAGAUGUUCAUGGCCCAGACUCAAAAAGAAAUUGAGGAAACAAGAAAAGAAGUUGAUGUUAUUCGUCAUGAGCAGGAGAUCAAAUUUAAUCAGAUUACUUCACAGACCCGAGCUCUUCACAUGCACCAAGAAAGAAUAGAAAAUGAGAACUUGAAAUUAGAACAGUUAAAGGAAGAAGUGAUUCGUUUAUCAAAAUUAGGCUUAUGUGCCACUUGCCGGACAAAAGGAGCUGGAGAAUUCCUGCUGGAAAGGUUAAAACCACAAAAUGGACGUCUCCCAGGGGAUGGUGGAGAAGGACAUAUCAGUAGCUCUCUAAAAGUGGAGAAUCAUAAUAUAAAUAUGUCUCCAGCUUCAGUUCUUGCUCGUUUAGCAGCUGCACAAGGACAUGAAAAUGUGGAACGAGAAAAAAGACUUCUGCAGAUUUCUUGUAUGGAAUCUUCUUGACAUUUGUCUUGUAUUUGUGAAUAAAUUUACAGAUUUAA